CGUUUAGCGUUGGAAUACCCGUCCCGCCACAUUGAUAUCUCUCUCUCACUCACUGACGGCAACCAUAGAAGAAGAACCCUACUUUUUCAUUUUCGAGGUUCCUCUCACCACCACCCCCCUCAUGUUCUAAGUCUUGCUAAUCUCUUGUCCGAAAAAAAAAGAUGGAAGAUAUGUUCAACCGUCUGCCAAACCCUCUGAUAUCGCACAUACUCUCUUUCCUACCGACAAAGGAAGCAGCUUCCACAUCGGUUCUCUCCAAAAGGUGGCGCCUUUUGUUCGCCUCCGUGACGAAUCUCGAUUUCGAAGGCGAUGAAGACAGUCCAACCUUCGUGGGUUUUGUCGACAGAGUCUUGGCUCUGGGAGGGAACGCUAAGUUAAACAGAUUCUCUCUCAACUUCUCCGAUUAUCCUGAUCCAGAUACUCUCACUUCUUGGAUACUGAACGUGCUGAGACGCGGCGUCUCGGAGCUCGAGCUGACCGUCUCUGACUAUCCUCUACCUCCUGAGAUCUUUGUCAGCAAGACGCUUUCGAAGCUGAAGUUAGAAGGGGGAGAUGGUCUCAGUGUCGGCAAUGAUGUUGGUAAGGUGUUUCUUCCAAAGCUCAAGACUCUUGAUAUGGACUGCGUUGGGUUUGAAGAAGGUGGUGCUGGGUUUGCGAAGCUUCUCUCUGGCUGUCCUGUGCUCGAGGAGUUGGUUCUGAUGAAUAUCGGGUGGGAGCACUGGAAGUCUUGCUCUGUCUCUGUCAAAACCCUCAGGAGGCUGAAGUUUUUCUGCGAGGACAACGAUGAGAAUCCCAAGAGCGUCUCGUUUGAUGCUCCGAGGCUUGAGUACUUGGAGUAUUCUGACAAUAUUGCGAAGAAGUAUCCUAAAGUGAAGUUCAGGUCCCUCGUUGAAGCUCAUGUCAGUCUUAGACUCACUGAAGAUCAGAGUGCAGAUGCAGGCUCUUCGGAUGAUGACUACUACUUGGAAAGCGAUGAUGAUGAGGAGAAGGAGAUGGUUGGUAAUGCAACGAAUUUUUUCAAGGGGAUAUGCAAUGUUAAGAUCCUCUAUCUAUCUGCCAAAACACUUGAGGUACUUGCGUUCUGUUGUGAAGCAACACCUGUGUUUAACAACCUGAUUCAGUUAACGGUUGAGAGUGAUGAAGAAGUUGGAUGGGAUUCAUUGCCGGGUCUGCUAAAGAAUUGUCCAAACCUAGAGACACUUGUUUUCAAGGGUUUUGUCCACAAAAGAACUAAAGGAUGUGGGAACAUGUGCCAUUGUAAACCUCUGAAGAAUCCUUGUUGCCUUUCAUCUUCUACUGUCAAGGUGCUAAAGAUCAUUCUGUCUGUACACAUUGAUGAUGAUGGGAUGGAGGAAGAGCAGAUAAAGCAUUUCUUGGAGAAAAUGCCACGGCUUGAACAGUUGGUAGUUUACUUCGACAUAUCAUAUGAUCCUUCUGUGUUUGAGUUAUCCAAGAAGCUUCAGAGUAUAUCUACAAUAGCUUCACCAAAGUGCAACCUUCAAGUAAUCUCGCAGAAUCUUAGCUUGUCCUCUACUUUGCCUUCUACCUUGACGAAGAAAUGGUCUGCUCCUCCAAAAGAAGAGUAUACCUGGUUUCUCAAGGCUGUGACCUAAACUCAAAGCGAUCAAGGUUUCCUUUUGCUUAUUGUCUUUUGUACGCUGCUCAGCGUCUUUGUUUACUGACUGGUUUGUUAUGCUUUUGUUGUACUUCUUUUGAAAUUGAGGAUGCUAAGUUUAUGUCUUGUGUUAAA
This is a messenger RNA of Raphanus sativus (radish), 1750 nucleotides long. RefSeq names its product F-box/LRR-repeat protein At3g59200-like. The transcript is spliced from 4 exons. Lineage: Eukaryota; Viridiplantae; Streptophyta; Magnoliopsida; Brassicales; Brassicaceae. Gene Ontology annotation, molecular function: protein binding. The record is from RefSeq and is a predicted model, not a curated record. Bases 162 to 1613 code for a protein of 483 amino acids.